Anneissia japonica is the source of this 3810-nucleotide messenger RNA. Its product is annotated as ras-related GTP-binding protein C-like. Gene Ontology annotation, cellular component: lysosome; Gtr1-Gtr2 GTPase complex; nucleus. Gene Ontology annotation, molecular function: GTP binding; GTPase activity. The record is from RefSeq and is a predicted model, not a curated record. The transcript is spliced from 4 exons. Bases 1 to 414 code for a protein of 137 amino acids. Gene Ontology annotation, biological process: positive regulation of TOR signaling; cellular response to amino acid stimulus; regulation of autophagy. Lineage: Eukaryota; Metazoa; Echinodermata; Crinoidea; Comatulida; Comatulidae.
AUGAAGUAUAGAGAAAAUCUGAUUCAAGAAAAGCCUCUUGGUCUCUCAGUGUGUACAGUGCAUAAAAGGGAAACUGCAUUUUUGGGCUUUGUAAAAGAUGAGAGUGAGAAUCAAGUGUAUGACUCCGAGUCCAGUUCGAUCAUCAAGUUGAAUAAUGCCACCAUUUUGUAUCUGAAAGAAGUCAACAAAUUCUUGGCACUAGUCUGUAUCCUGAGGGAAGGAAAUUUUGACAGACAAGGUAUUAUUGAUUACAAUUUCCUGUGCUUCAAGAAAGCAAUUGAAGAGGUGUUUGAGGUACGACUACAAACGCAAGCUAUUGAUGUCGGAAGCAGCGCCAUGCAUUCUCCGAUUGAGAGCGUGAUGCUGGACAACCCUCAAACCAACGGCAUAGGAACUGUCUCGAAAUCAUCAUGACAGGAAUUGGAUUGUAAUCUGGUGAUAUGAACAACUGAUAUUUGAGAAGACAGCUAAUUAAGAAAUGAAGUUCAGUUAGUACACAUACAGUAAUGUCCACAAAUGUUCAACAUUAGAAGAAUCAGUCCAACAUGUUUAUUAUGUUAAAUCCCACAAUUAGGCAAGAUUUUAUUUAUAAAAGGUCUUCAGAAGAGGGUGGCUGGGAAAAUUUAAUAUAAUUUACUUUUUAUUGAUGUGAAAUGUACAAUUUCACAUCAUUUUUACAAUGGGGAUGCACUAAUAAGCCAAAUAUAAUUUAAUACAAUUAAUGGGAAUGUGGCGGGUUUGCAAAACUAGGUAUAAAAAGUUUUGCCUAAUUGUAUUCUACACAGUCAGUGAGUGUCUCAACAUUUUGCAUAGAUAAUCAGAAGAUUCCCAUUGGCAUUUAAGGGGGACUGUGUAGAGUUUAUGCUUUAUCAUUUGAUCCAGGUACUGGAACUUUACAUGUUUGACCAAAUGUGGACCUGGAUGUUAAAAUGCCUUAUGAAAUUGAAUGAUCUCAUUUUCAGUAAGUAUAGAAAGAGGAUUACCAACUUACUAUUAAAAACAACCACAUGCAGAGUAAGAAGGGGAAAGUAAGAAACUUCCUAAUAGAUGGUCUUGAGAUGGGUCUGGUUUUUGGCAGAUACUCGAAAAAAAGCUUUACUAUUCUAGGGAUCUUAGAUAAUAUUCUAGGGACACUUGGACAAUAUUUUUGUAUUACCCAUUUUGCACAUUUCUACCAGAGGCAUAAAUUAAACUACUGUAUUUGAUGGCACUUUAUUGAUAACUCUUUAUUAAUGAACUGCUAUUGAAAGUAAAUUGGUGAAUAAAAAUCUAAUGCUUCAUCAAUGAAUAUUCUAUUUGAGAUUCAAUGAUCUCUCAUAAUACUUAACAUCCAUCAUAGUUUUCAUUGGGGAAGAUCUUUGUGUAGCCUGCCAUAGCUUCCUGUAAUUAAUAAAAGUAUAUUGGGUUAAUUAAAAUGGCUGUUUCAUGAGCUACUGUAGAAUAUUAUAAGUGUACACCUGUUGUGAAAUGUACUUUCUUAAUUACAAAGCAUGUAUAGAUGUAUGAUAAGUCUGACACAAGAUGGAUAUAAGAGUAUAAUUUAACCAGCCAUAGAAGGAUGAAAUGUUUAACUCUGAGCCAACCAAUAACAUGCUAGUAGCUUGUGUAACAUCCCGUUUUAACAAAGUUAUUUUUAUUCAACAUUUUUUCAAUAGUAUGAGCCUAGCUGUAAAAAAAAAUUGUUUAUGACAUGUUUUCUAGAAAUUAAGGGAAAUUAAUGAAUUAUGCAUUAGAAUAAUUUUGAAUUUACACUUUAAAACAAGUGAUAGCUUAAGUCUGCUUGUAAGCUGAUUGUAUAUCAUGUAUUAUGGUAUGCAUGAUACAUGUCUAAAAUGUGCAUUUGUUUUCAUUGUAAUAUAAUUUAGUAUCUUAUUCUAUGUAUAAAUAAGGUGUAUUUUGUUACUGAAGCAUAUUUCAAGAAAAUUUAAUCUUAAAAAUUGUGAAAAAUCUGUUUAUCAAUGUGCAUCCACAAGAAAUAUGAGAAUAAGAUGAGCGGAGCAAGGUGCUCUUUUAUUGAUAGAAUUUGUAAUUCUAUAAUUCAAACCAUUCUAUGAACAUGCUUUAUUAUUGUUUGAUAUAAAAGAUAAUUCAGAGUAUGUUUUGUAUGUCACAUGGAACCUCUUGACAUACAUGUGAGAAAAUCAAUACCUUUACAUAUGCAACCGGCAUAGAUGGAUAAAAGCAUACCAAAAUUGGCAAAGUCAAACAUUGAAUAUUAACAGACUCGAAAGGAUGCAUCUGAUUUAAUGUCUAACUCGACAUGCUUGAUAUACCAGGCGUAAUAUUUGAAUCAGUUUAUAGUUAAUGGUACUGCAGGCAGGAAUAUUUUGCAACAUAAUGAUUUAUGAAUGAAAAGAUAUGAAUUGAAUUCAGUUUGGUCCCAAAUGCACUUUCUUGAAUGCUGUGACAUUUGAUAUGUUAUUAUUUUUCUAUAUAUAUUAUUGUUAUUAUUCAUUUACUGCAAUAGAUAAUGAACAAUGAUAUACCAAGAGGUAUAAGAUUGCUAUAUGAUUCAAGAAACAGGAGUCAUACAUUUCAGAAUCCUUUGGUUCUUAUUAAAAUUAUUGAAUAAUAAACAUUUUAUCAUUAUUAUUAUUAAUAUUAAUAUUACUAAUAUUUAUAUAAAACUUUAUGAAAAAAAAAGUUACCUUUUCAGAGUUGAUAGACAUAGUAUGUAACUUAUUUAAUUCUGUUAAUUGUGCAACCCUGUGUUUCAUUAACAUAUUUUGGAGGGUUUUAGAGUUUUUAGCCACAGCGAGUGUAUCUUUGUUUGUAGAUCCUUUAAGCCGAACAACCCUUACAGUAAAAUUGACAAAUACGGGUUCUUGUCCUUGUCGCAAUUGCUAAACAACUCCACUUGGUGAAUUUCAGGUGACAGAAUGAUGAAAGAUCUUUCACAGCAUUUCCUUUCCCUGUCUAUCUUUGAACUUAAAAUACUCAAUAUUUCAUAGUUUGUAUCAAAACAGCCAUUUGCAGAAAAUGUUAAUUUACACUAUGAGGACAAAUACCCGACCAAAUAAUUCCUCCCGUGGCAAAGUACAAAUGUCAAAAUGUUUUCGAGACUCAAAGAUUGUUAAUUGACAAUUAAUUCUUUCAUUAGAUUUUGGAUGACUAAUACAACAACGAAGACACUUUCUUUAUUAGAUUCAGGAUAAUUACAAUGUUAUUCAGGAUAAAUACAAUGUUAAGUGCCAAUUCACUGUAUGAGAAAAGAUGUCUAAAUGAGUGAAUUAAAUCUAGUGUAUCUAUUAAAAAUAACUGAGUUUGGUCGGUGUUGUAGUAGUUAACAAUGACAGAAAAAAGCAGGACGAAUUAAAUUCAAUUAGUAGUGACUAAAUAUUUAAAAUUCAUAAAAUCUAAAUAUUUUUUUGUAGUGUUUUUGUUAUUCUUUUCCAAUAUUGAUGAUAUACGGUACUCAAUGUGUUGAUAAACUUAAACAAUAAAUUCAACAUCUGAAUUGCAUACUUUGUAGAUUUAAGUAAUUUGUUAGUUUUAAAUUGAAGAUGCGAGCAAGAAAAUAUAUUCCUUACCAAUGAUGCAGACACAGAAAUAAUUCCGUUAUUCUAAGCAUGCAGACUCUAUUGACUGACUGUAAAAUCUCUAAAACUGUGUUUUGAACCAUUUCUCAUUGGAAGUUGAAACACUAUUUUAUUAGGAUUUGUUAGAUUUUUCCACAAGUAGUAUAUCUUGACAUAGAAGUCGGUGGGGUAGAAAUAAAUUUUGUUGCUUUAUUGUUUAUGUUGUCUCAGAUUCUACUUGAGGUAGUUUCAUGUUUAAUAUUAAAAGACUUUUCUUAGUCAAAAACUGUAA